AUGCCUCCAAAGAAAGCGUCCAAGGAUAAUACUUCGAGAACCUCCAAGCCUUCUAAGAAGCCCCAGUCAAGUGACCCAUUUGCUUCUGACGAUGAGGUUGAGGAAGCGCCCGCAAGACAAAUUGAUGACAAAGAGGAAGAUGAGCCCGCGGCUGAAAAGACAAUCCCCAAAGAGCUCCUGACGCGCCUCCUGCAUGAGUUCUUCACGAAAGACGCGACGAGGAUAUCGCGAGACGCGAACGCUGCCGUGGGGAAGUAUGUGGAUGUCUUUGUGAGAGAGGCAAUUGCCAGAACAGCUGUGGAGAAGCAAAGCGGGUUCCUGGAGGCAAGUCACUGCUCUCGUCAUCUUUAUCUGCUAUUUUCGUAUAGAGUCGAGGAUUUGGAGAAGGCGACUCCUCAGCUGCUUUUGGAUCUGUGA
Messenger RNA from Clonostachys rhizophaga, 417 nucleotides. The record is from the annotation of a GenBank genome assembly. Lineage: Eukaryota; Fungi; Ascomycota; Sordariomycetes; Hypocreales; Bionectriaceae.